AUGCUCAAGUACCCUAUAUUGGCACCUUCUACUGGUUUCUCCAGGUUUGGUACCCACGAUGGGCAUCCUUCAGGACGCGUCGCUAUGCCGCAGUUAUUGAUCAUGUUCAAUUUCUGCUGCUCGGCGUUGGGAGCAACCCCUCGGGAGGACCAGAGUUUCGACUCGUGGCAGGACUUUCUCUACUAUGAGCGUAAGCGACGGCAAGCCGAAGCUUCUGGCGAGAAAGUCUAUGCGGGGAUUGAUGGCAUAAUUGUCUGCACCCAAGAGCAAACUCACAAAGAGAUUCUGCAAGCGUUCGGACCACUCAAACUUCAUGUCUUGAGCGAGAAGCCGAUUGCAACAUCUCUACAGGACUGCCAGGACAUAUACGUCAGCCUCGGUGGAGCAAACCCUGAAACGGUUUUCUCAACCGGUCAUGUCCUACGAUAUAGCCCUCACAACAUGCUUUUGAGGAAACUCCUUUUAGAAGACAGGGUGAUCGGAGAGGUCAUAUCUGUGGAGCAUACGGAGCCAGUUGGCUGGUUCCAUUUCUCACACUCGUACCGAAAAGAAUCAGUUGCGGCGCCAACACUCCUUUGUAAGGCUUGCCAUGAUAUCGACUUUUUACUGUGGCUGCUCAGCUACAGAACGGAUUCUGGUCGACCAGCCCAUAUGCCCAGCCUGAUUACCUCAGUUGGCAACCUAUCGCUCUUUACCGAGCGUCGGAAACCCAAGGCAGCGGGAAAAGCAACACACUGCUUCUCUUGUCCUCACGAACAGUGCUGCGAUUGGAGUGCUAAGAAGCUGUACCUCAAAAAGCUCUAUGACAAGGGAGAACGAGAUUGGCCUAUUUGUGUCGUCGUCCCUGACAUAGAAGAUAUAACAGCUACAUCGGGGACAGAUCAUGGGCGUGCCGUCUUGGAAGAGGUUCUCUCUGCAGACUACGACGCCUCUACACCAGGAGACAUCAUCGAGUCUAAUCAGUGGUAUGGUCGUUGUAUCUGGGAGUCAGAUAAUGAUGUCCUUGACGAUCAAGUUGUCACCCUGACCUGGGAAGACGACUCAGGUGCUGUGAGCAACGAGGAAUUCCCCGACCGCGGUCCUAAGACGGCAAUCUUCCAUAUGGCGGCAUUCACCGAAGUCCAGUCCAAGCGGCGAGGCAAGAUCUCGGGCACCCAUGGAGAGAUACAGUACGACAGUAACGAGAUCCGAGUCUACACUUUUGAUAGAUUUCGGGACCCGGGGGCAGCCGAAGUCUUCAUCCCGCCAACAGCUGGCGGCCAUGAAGGUGGCGAUGGCGGUCUUAUGAACAACUUCUCUCGGGCUGUGGAGGCUGUCGUCAAUGGUGAACUCAGCGUGGAGCAGGCGCAAGCGAGACAUGUUGGCUGUACGUUGAAGGAAGCAUUCAUAAGCCAUGCCAUGGUCUUUGCUGCGGAAGAAGCUUGA
Colletotrichum acutatum is the source of this 1425-nucleotide messenger RNA. RefSeq lists its product as uncharacterized. The coding region runs from base 1 to 1425 and encodes 474 amino acids. The transcript has 3 exons. Gene Ontology annotation, molecular function: nucleotide binding. NCBI's taxonomy places the organism in Eukaryota, Fungi, Ascomycota, Sordariomycetes, Glomerellales, Glomerellaceae. The record is from RefSeq and is a predicted model, not a curated record.